CGCAUGCGUGCUUAGCAAGUGGCCAAAAUAGCCUUUGAGUAAGUGGCAGCUUUAAAAAGCCAUCCAGCUGCUGACUUCAAGUUAGAAGGUCAGCAAAGGAAAGUAGAAGUUGGAUUCCAGAGGCUUGAGGAGCAGUUGUCUGGGUGCAGGAGACUUAAACAACUCGACAGGGGAUUCGCCUUGCAAUUUUUUUCUGGUGCCCAUCUUUGUUUUCUGUCUUUGGACGUCAGGAUGAAUGUGCAGGCUUGCUCUAGGUGUGGCUAUGGAGUGUAUCCUGCUGAGAAGAUCAGCUGUCUAGAUCAGAUAUGGCACAAAGCAUGUUUUCACUGUGAGGUGUGCAAGAUGAUGCUGUCAGUUAAUAACUUUGUGAGUCACCAGAAAAGGCCCUACUGCCAUGCCCAUAACCCCAAGAACAACACUUUCACAAGUGUCUAUCACAGUCCAUUAAAUCUGAAUGUGAGGACGUCUCCAGGGGCCAUCCAUGGGGUGGUUGUCCAAGAUAAUGGUGGACAAUUUAAAUCGGUUUUUCACUGGGACAUGAAAUCCAAGGAUGGAGCAGUGGCGUCCAACAGGCAACCCCAGGUGAAUGAGAGAGCCUAUUGGAGUGGCUAUGGAGAAGAGAAUUCUUGGUGCCUAGGAAAUCUGCCUGACCCUGAAAUCGUAAGGAUGAUUGAAGCUCGAAAGUCUCUCGGUGAGGAAUUUACAGAAGACUAUGAGCAGCCGAAGGGUAAGGGGAGCUUUCCAGCCAUGAUCACACCUGCUUACCAGCGGGCCAAGAAAGCCAACCAGCUGGCCAGCCAAGUGGAGUACAAGAGGGGCCAUGAUGAACGCAUCUCCAGGUUCACCACGGUGGCUGAUACUCCUGAGCUGCUUCGGGCCAGGACAGGGGGACAGCUUCAAAGUGAUGUGAGAUACACAGAGGACUGUGAGCAGCAGAGAGGGAAGGGUAGUUUCCCUGCUAUGAUCACACCUGCAUAUCAGAUUGCCAAAAGAGCCAAUGAGCUGGCAAGUGAUGUGAGGUACCAUCAACAAUAUCAUAGAGAAAUGAAGGGAGUGACUGGUCCAGCUACUGGAGCUGAGGGCAUGUUGGCAAAGGAAUGUGAGGACCGGUAUGGCCAGGGUUACCUAGAAGAGGAGGAUGAGCAGCGAGGAAAGGGCAGCUUCCCGGCCAUGAUCACGCCAGCCUAUCAGAAUGCCAAGAAAGCCAAUGAACUUAUUAGUGAUAUCAAAUACAGGCAGGACUUCAACAAGAUGAAAGGAGCAGCACACUACCACUCCCUCCCUGCCCAAGACAACUUGGUUCUCAAGCGGGCUCAGAGCGUGAACAAGCUUGUGAGCGAGGUGGAGUACAAGAAGGAUUUGGGAAGUAGUAAAGGUCACAGUAUCAACUACUGUGAAACACCUCAAUUCAGGAAUGUGAGCAAGAUCUCAAAAUUCACCAGCGAUAAUAAAUAUAAAGAAAACUACCAGAACCACAUGAGAGGCCACUAUCAAGGAGUUGGAAUGGACAGACGGACUCUCCAUGCUAUGAAAGUUGGAAGUCUGGCAAGCAACAUUGCCUACAAGGCUGAUUAUAAACACGAUAUUGUUGAUUACAACUACCCAGCCACUCUUACUCCCUCCUAUCAAACAACUAUGAAAAUGGCUCCCCUGAAAGAUGUCAACUACAGGCAGAGCAUCGACAAGCUGAAGUAUAGCUCUGUGACCAACACCCCUCAGAUUGUUCAGGCCAAAAUCAACGCCCAGCAACUGAGUCAUGUAAAUUACCGGGCUGACUAUGAGAGAAAUAAGCUAAAUUACACGUUGCCACAGGACUUACCACAACUGGUGAAGGCUAAGACCAAUGCCACACUCUUCAGUGAGGUGAAGUACAAAGAAGGCUGGGAGAAGACAAAGGGGAAAGGCUUUGAGCUGAAGCUGGAUGCCAUGUCUCUGCUGGCUGCCAAGGCCUCUGGAGAGCUCGCUAGCAAUAUUAAAUACAAAGAAGAAUAUGAAAAGACAAAAGGCAAAGUCACUGGAGCGACAGACUCCAGGCUCCUGCAUUCCCUGCAGGUGGCCAAGAUGAGCAGUGAGGUUGAAUAUAAGAAAGGCUUUGAAGAGAGCAAGACCCACUUUCACCUGCCCAUGGAUAUGGUCAACAUCAGACAUGCUAAGAAGGCUCAAGCUCUGGCCAGUGACCUGGAUUACAGAAAGAAACUGCACAAAUAUACUGUGCUGCCCGAAGACAUGAGUGCCCAGUGGGCCAAAAAAGCCUACGGGCUCCAGAGUGAACUGCAGUACAAGGCUGACCUGGCGUGGAUGAAAGGCGUCGGGUGGCUGACUGAGGGCAGUCUCAAUUUGGAACAGGCCAAGAAAGCUGGACAACUGGCCAGUGAGAAAAGCUACCGGCAGAAGGCAGAUGAGCUGAAGUUCACCAGUGUGACUGACAGCUUCCAGAUGGAGCAUGCCAAGAAGAGCCAAGAGUUGCAGAGCAGGGUGGCCUACAUGGCAGAGAACGAGCAGUCUGUCCAUCAGUACGGCAUCAGCAAAGACGAGCCUCUCUUCUUACGGGCACGAGCCAAUGCUGCCAAUCUCAGUGAGAAAGUGUAUAAGAGCAGCUGGGAAAAUCAGAAGGUCAAAGGGUUCGAGCUACGACUUGACUCCUUAAUUUUCCUGGCAGCCAAAGCCAAGAGGGACCUUGCCAGUGAGGUGAAGUACAAGGAGGACUAUGAGAGGUCCAGGGGCAAGCUCAUCGGGGCCAAAGAUGCCCAGGGGGAUUCGCAAAUGAGCCACUCACUACACAUGUCCAAGCUGCAGAGUGAGCUGGAGUACAAGAAAGGGUGUGAGGACGCCAGAUCUCAGUGCCAUGUCUCCCUGGAUAUGAUCCACCUCGCUCAUGCUUGCAGGGCCCAGCACUUAGCCACAGACAUAGGCUAUAAGACGGCGUCCCACCAUUUCACAGCUUUGCCCACAGAUAUGAAGCUGGAGUGGGCCAAGAAGGCGUACGGUUUGCAGAGUGAUAACCAAUACAGGGCAGAUGUGAAGUGGAUGAAAGGCACGGGCUGGGUCGCCACCGGGUCAUUAAAUGUGGAGCAGGCGAAGAAGGCAGGAGAACUCAUUAGCGAGAAGAAGUACCGUCAGCAUCCAGAUGCUUUGAAGUUUACCAGUAUUAAAGACACUCCGGAGAUGGUCCAGGCCAGAAUUAGUUAUACCCAAGCAGUGGAUAGGCUCUACAGAGAGCAAGGAGAAAACAUAAAGCAUCAUUACACACAGACAACUGACCUCCCCGAAGUCCUGCUGGCCAAGUUGAAUGCCAUGAAUCUCAGCGAGAUACGUUACAAGGAAUCCUGGAACAAACUCCGAGACGGUGGUUACAAACUGAGACUGGAUGCCAUUCCAUUCCAGGCAGCGAAGGCUUCUGGGAAAAUCAUAAGUGACUACAAAUACAAAGAGGCAUUUGAGAAAAUGAAAGGACAGAUGCUUGGCUCCCGGAGCCUUGAAGAUGAUAUCAGCCUUGCACAUUCAGUGCACGCCAGCUCACUGCAGAGUGAAGUGAAUUACAGGAAAGACUUUGAACACUCCAGGGCACAGUUCCACCUGCCGUUGGACAUGGUAACCCUGGUCCAUGCCAAGAAGGCUCAGAGCCUGGCCAGCGACCAGGACUACAGAUGUCCGCUCCCACAGCACACAUCCUUGGCAGAAGACCUGAGGCUUAGCUGUGCCAAGAAAGCCCACCAGCUGCAGAGCGAGAAUCUCUACCGGUCAGACCUGAACUUUAUGCGAGGGGUUGCCUGUGUCAUUCCAGGAACACUAGAGAUUGAAGGGAGAAAAAAAGCCUCUGAACUCAUCAGUGAGAGUAAGUAUCGCCAGCACCCCCAGAUGUUCAAGUACACGACGGUGACUGACACACCCAGCCUCCUUCAUGCUAAACUCAGCAGCCAGAUUACCAACGAGCGCCUCUAUAAAGCAGCUGGGGAGGAUGCCAGACACCAGUACACUAUGACCCUGGGCCUGCCUGAGUUUCUUCGUGCAAAAACCAAUGCAGCCAUCCUGAGUGAUGCAAAAUACAAGGAGUCUGGGCGUAAUCUCCGUGCUCAAGGCUACAAGCUGACAAUAGAUGCUCUCCCCUUCCAAGCAGCCCGGGCCUCUGGAGAUCUAGCCAGCGAUUUUCUCUACAGACACAAUUUUGUGAAGGAGCGAGGGAAGCUGAUUGGAGUGCAGAGUGUGGAUGCGGACCCCUGGCUGCAGCACUGCCGGCAGAUGGGCCGGCUACAGAGUGAGCUUCAGUACCGACGGGAGGCAGCGGGUGACCAUGCCCAGUGCCACCUGCCACUGGACAUGGUGCCCCUGGUGCAUGCCAGGAAGGCCCAGGCCCUGGCCAGUGACCAUGACUACCGGAUGCACUGUCACCAGUUCACCACGCUGCCUGAGGACUUGAAGAUGGCCUGGGCCAAGAGGGCACAUGCUCUGCAGAGUGAGUUCUGCUACAAGUCAGACCUGAUGGGCAUGAAGGGGACAGGCUGGCUGACACAGAGCUCCCCUCAGAUAGAAUGUGCAAAGAAGGCUGGAGAACUCAUCAGCGAGAUCAAAUACCGUGAAAGACCAGACCAUAUCAAGUUCACCACAGUGGUUGACUCCCCAGAUUUUGUUCAUGCCAAGAACAGCUACAGGCACUGCAAUGAGCGGCUGUACAGGUCUGGGGAUGCGGAAUCCCUACACAGAUACACGCUGAUCCCAGAUCACCCUGAUUUCACCAGGGCCCGCCUCAAUGCUCUGCAUCUGAGUGACAAAGCCUACAGAAACUCUUGGGAACAGACUCGGGCUGGCAGCUAUGACUUCAGGCUGGAUGCAAUCCCAUUCCAGACUGCCCGGGCCUCCAGAGAGAUUGCCAGUGAUUUCCGCUACAGAGAGGCCUUCCUGAGGGACCGGGGCCUUCAGAUUGGCUACCGUAGCAUCAACGAUGACCCAAGGAUGAGGCAUUUCCUCAAUGUGGGAAGACUACAGAGUGACAAUGAGUAUAAGAAGGACUUUGCCAAUAAUCGAUCCCAGUUUCACAGCUGCCCAGACCAGCCUGGCUUCCUCCAUGCCAAGAGAAGCCAGCAGCUGGCCAGUGAUGUUUUAUAUAGGCAGCCCCUGCCUCAGCCCACCAGCGACACAGAGCAGCUGGGCCUGAAGCAUGCGCAGAGAGCCCACCAGCUACAGAGUGAUGUCAAGUACAAAUCAGACUUGAACCUGACCAGAGGCAUUGGUUGGACCCCUCCAGGCUCCUAUAAAGUGGAAAUGGCUCGGCGGGCUGCAGAACUGGCCAACACAAGGGCCCUGGGUCUCCGGGGGGCUUAUCGGGGGGCAGAGGCUAUGGAGACUGGAGAAAAUCAGAGGGGAGAUGUGAACCCGGAUGCCACUGAAAUUCUGCACAUCAAGAGGAGGAAGGCUCGACUCUUAUGAGAGUGUGGUAUCACCUAAGAUUCGUGGGGCUGAAGCUGGAGGGGAGUCUCCAUGCUCAGAUGACUUCAGUCUGGGAAAGCUGUAAGAGUGACAUGCUGGCCCAUCCCCAGAUCCACCUUUAUUAAAAACAGCAACUGUGGAUGGAUUGAGAA
Erinaceus europaeus (western European hedgehog) is the source of this 5576-nucleotide messenger RNA. RefSeq names its product nebulin related anchoring protein (gene NRAP). NCBI's taxonomy places the organism in Eukaryota, Metazoa, Chordata, Mammalia, Eulipotyphla, Erinaceidae. The record is from RefSeq and is a predicted model, not a curated record. Gene Ontology annotation, cellular component: Z disc. Gene Ontology annotation, biological process: cardiac muscle thin filament assembly. The coding region runs from base 232 to 5424 and encodes 1730 amino acids. The transcript has 42 exons. Gene Ontology annotation, molecular function: actin filament binding.